AUGCCGCCAAAGAAGAAGGGCAACAAGAAAGCCCAGGACGACUGGGAAGCUGAUCUGGGCGAAACCAUUCCAUCCGCGAACGCUGCCGAGCCAAACGACACUGCUGCCGACGCAAAUGCUGAUGCUGAUGCCAGCGGUGAUGAUGUCUCCGGCGGAGGUGGGUUGAUGGCCAUGCUACGAAAGAACAAGGAGAAGCGAAAGAAGAAGGGCCUAGCAGACGACGACCUCGUUCAUGCCGAAGAACCCGUCGGUGCCGACCCGGCGGAGCUCAACAACAAGGCGCCACAAGAGGCCACCUUGGAGGAUGAGUUUGCUUUGCCUGAAAAGAAGGGUAAAGGUGCCAAGGCAAAGCCAGCGAUGAAGAAGGGUGAUGACGAUGACGAUAUCGACAGCGGCAGCGGCAGGAUCCUCACCAAAGCCGAAAAGGAAAAGUUGAAAAAGGAGCGCGAGAAGCAGCGUAAGAAGGAACAAGCUGCUAAGAAGAAGACUACUGCUCCCGAGAAGGCUGCAGAGCCGACCAAACCGGCAGCAGCUCCGGCUAAAGAUGCCGCCGCCGCCCCAGCUACCCCGGCACCGGCCACUGUUGGGGAAACGGGAGGCAAAAAGAAGAAGAUCCCUGCUCAUCUUGCCUUGCUGCAGAAGCAGCAGGAAGAAUUGAGAAAGAGGAGAGAGGAUGACGAGCGUUUGCACGCCGAGGCUAAAGCUCGUGCUGAGGAGGAAGAAAGGCUUGCCGAGGAAGAGAUCAAGCGAAGAGAAGAAGCAAAGGCCCUCAAGAAACAAAAAGAAAAGGAGAGGAUUGAGCAGCUGAAGAAGGAGGGCAAGUUCCUCACAAAGGCUCAGAAAGAAGAAAAGGCUCGAAAUGAGCGAAAACUCCAGCAAAUGCUAGCCGCAGGCAUCAAGGUUGGGCCCCAAGACGCAACUGAUGAGCCAAAAAAGAAGGUAGUCUAUGACAGCAAGAAGAAGAAGCCCAGAAACGACAAGAUCGACGAAGAAGCAACUCUUGCGGAAGCUGCGGAGAGGGCCCGGCUGCAAGCUGAGAAAGCGCUCAAGGAAGCAGAGGAAAAGGCUGCUCGUAAGAAGGCUGAGGCAGAGGCCAAGGCUGCCGCAGAGAAGGCUGCCGCAGAAAGCGAUAUUGAAGAUGACUGGGAAGCUGCUGCUGCUGCCUCAGAGGACGAUGUUAAGGAUAACUGGGAUGCAGACUCUGAGGAAGAAAAACAUGCCGCUCCUGCCAAGGCAAAUGGCAAAGAUGACGAAGCAGUCGACGAUGAGGACGAUGAAGAUCAGUCCGAAUCUGAAGAUGAAGAAAUUUCAGCGGCUCGACAAGCGGAUAUGCAGCGCAAGAAGGAAGCUGCUGAGAGAAGGGAAAAGGCCCAUCAAGCUGCCCUGGCAGCCCGAUCCAAGGACAACCUGCGGUCUCCCAUUUGCUGUAUUUUGGGACAUGUCGACACCGGAAAAACCAAAUUGCUCGACAAAAUACGACAAACCAAUGUCCAGGAAGGCGAGGCUGGUGGAAUUACCCAGCAGAUUGGUGCUACCUACUUCCCGGUUGAUGCCAUUAAGCAGAAGACUGCCGUAGUCAACCCAAACAACGAGUUCGAGUUCAAGGUACCCGGUCUGCUGGUCAUCGACACGCCUGGCCACGAAUCUUUCUCCAACUUGCGGUCCCGUGGUUCAUCUCUUUGCAAUAUUGCCAUCCUAGUGGUGGACAUUAUGCACGGGCUGGAGCCUCAGACCCUGGAGUCCAUGCGCCUCCUCCGAGACCGCAAGACCCCUUUCAUUGUCGCCCUCAACAAGAUCGACAGACUUUACGGGUGGAAAAAGGUUGAUAACAACGGUUUCCGCGAAAGUCUGGCUUUGCAAAACAAGGCGGUUUACAGUGAAUUCAGGAAGCGAUUGGACGAGACUAAGCUGGCGUUUGCUGAGCAAGGCUUCAACUCUGAGCUCUUCUACGAGAACAAGUCCAUGUCCAAAUUUGUGUCUUUGGUACCCACUUCUGCUCACACCGGUGAGGGUAUUCCUGAUAUGCUAAAAUUGAUCGUGCAGCUCACUCAAGAGCGCAUGGUUGGCUCACUCAUGUAUCUUUCUGAGGUUCAGGCCACUGUUCUUGAAGUCAAGGCUAUCGAGGGCUUUGGCAUGACCAUUGAUGUGAUCUUAUCUAACGGCAUUCUUCGGGAGGGCGACCGAAUAGUAUUGUGCGGCACAGAAGGUGCUAUCAAAACAAAUAUUAGAGCCUUGCUGACACCAGCACCCCUCCGCGAACUGCGCUUGAAGUCACAGUACGUGCACAAUAAGGAAGUUAAGGCUGCCUUGGGCGUCAAGAUCAGUGCUCCUGGGCUUGAAGGCGCCAUUGCUGGCUCUCGACUCAUGGUUGUCGGCCCUGACGAUGACGAAGAAGAUAUCGAGGACGAAGUCGUCGCAGACUUGGCAAGCCUGCUCAGCAGAGUUGAAAAGUCUGGCCGAGGAGUUAGCGUUCAGGCAUCUACCCUUGGUUCCCUGGAAGCCUUGCUGGACUUUUUGAAGGACUGCAAGAUUCCUGUUGCAAACGUUGGAAUCGGGCCCGUUUAUAAACGAGACGUUAUGCAGUGCGGCAUUAUGCUGGAAAAGGCCCCAGACUAUGCUGUUAUGCUUUGCUUUGAUGUCAAGGUGGACAAGGAAGCACAAUCGUAUGCCGAAGAACAAGGCAUCAAGAUCUUCACUGCCGAUAUCAUUUACCACUUGUUUGACUCGUUUACAAAGCACAUGGACCAAAUGCUGGAGAAGAAGAAGGAAGACUCCAAAAUGUUGGCGGUUUUCCCAUGUGUCCUCAAGCCCGUUGCUGUGUUCAACAAGACCAGCCCCAUCGUCAUAGGUGUUGAUGUUGUUGAAGGCCAGCUCAAGAUAAAUACUCCAAUAGCUGCUGUCAAGACUCACCCAGUCACGGGUGCCAAGGAGGUCAUCAAUCUUGGUAGAGUAACCUCAAUCGAGCGAGAGCACAAGCAAAUUCCGGUUUGCAAAAAAGGUCAGCCAUCCGUUGCGCUGAAGGUCGAAAUGGGGGGUCAUCAACCCACUUAUGGCCGCCAGCUUGAGGAAGGCGACACUCUGUACAGUCUGAUCUCUCGAGCUAGUAUUGACUGCCUGAAGGAGUUCUACCGCAAAGAUGUGACCACCGAUGAGUGGCAACUGAUCAUUAAGUUGAAGCCACUCUUCGACAUCAACUAA
Messenger RNA from Metarhizium album ARSEF 1941, 3198 nucleotides. RefSeq names its product eukaryotic translation initiation factor 5B. Lineage: Eukaryota; Fungi; Ascomycota; Sordariomycetes; Hypocreales; Clavicipitaceae. Gene Ontology annotation, molecular function: GTP binding; translation initiation factor activity; GTPase activity. The transcript has 4 exons. Bases 1 to 3198 code for a protein of 1065 amino acids. The record is from RefSeq and is a predicted model, not a curated record.